GUGUGUGUGUGUGGGUGGGUGUGUGUGUAUGUGGUUGCAUAUGUUUUAGUUAACACGAUUAAUUACUCAGAUGAGAACCCAGCUUUACAUACUGGAACUGAAACUUCUGCUAUCACAGGUUCCUCUUUUUUUUUAACUUAGCAAGUGAAACCACAAUCAACAACUGAACAAAUACAACGUUUUUUUUGCACAGUUAUUUCAUAUAACGGACUCUGAAGCUGCAGCUAAAGGACUGAAUAAUGCUAUGAAAAUCAAGGAGUAAUCAGAAUGAGUCGUUCAGACCCAUAACCUAAUUGGCUGUAGUUUUGCCAAUUUCAUGAUGCAAGUAGAAAAUAAAAAUGUGGAUGGUGACCAGGGAGAACAGAGGAACCUAGAACCUUUCUCUGGAAAAAAUCCAAAUGGACAAGGAGAAACUGAAGAUGAAGCAUUUUACUACCUACCCCGGAGCAGUCCUGUUCUCUCCCGCCGACAAGCAAAAAAAAUUAAGAAACUGUCUUCAGUAGGAAUAAAUAAUAACCAUGAACACGGCAAUAAAAAUGUUCCCGAAACUCUCAAGAACAUUUUCCCAGAAGCACAAAAAAUUCCUACUUCUUCGAGUCAGUGGCUUUCUCAGGUUUUGGACACACAUGAUGCUUCAACAGUUCUCAAAGAUGAAAAAUAUUCUGACAAGCAAAGAUGUCUGACAGGUGGAGCUUCAGCAUCACAAUUUUCAUCAUGUAAGGAAAAUAAUCUUCUCAAUCCUGAAGGCUCACAACUGGAAAAGGAAACCAUAACCUGCUUGAAGAAAUGCUUGAUUUCAGGUGCUGACCAUGAAGAGAAAAUCUCUGAAGCAUUCUAUAGGAACAGUAUCAAUCUUGACCAGGAGAAUGCUCACUUUGUUGUGGUGGACAUGGUGCUGGAGGUUCUUGAGGCAGCAAAGUGGAGUCUGUCUCAGAAACAUUCAGACUCAUUUUCCUCAACUGACAGUGGCUAUGUAGAACCCUGUGACCAUAGACUUUCAUCAAACAGAACUUCUACAGUAAGCAGUUGCUCAGCAGAAAAUCUGGCUCGGAGCUUGCUCAUAGAACUUGAGAGAUGUUGGAUUUCCUCAGAAGAGCUGCUAGGAGAAUGUCCCCUAGCCACUGUCUCCAUGGUGUCAGAAGGUGAAGUCAGCUUGACUGAUGAGAUCCUCUUGAAAAGUCGAUUAAGGGGGACACUGAUAUGGACACCACCCCAAUUCGAGAUAAUAACCAGCAUGACUCCGACACAGAGGCGCAGUGAUGCUGUUGCCUCGCAGCAAUUCCUAUGUGCAGGCUGUGGGACAGAAAUUGAGCCACGGUACAUGAAGAGGUUGCGAUACUGUGACUACCUGGGCAAGUAUUUUUGCGAUGGUUGCCACGGAGGUUGGCAAGCCAUUAUCCCAGCACGGGUUUUGAGCAACUGGGAUUUUGGACGAUACCCAGUAUGCCAGUUUUCCAAGCAGAUAUUGGAGUCCAUUUGGGAAAAGCCACUAUUUAAGAUCACCGAUGUAGCCAAGAAACUGUACUCGCAAGCCAAGGAGCUUCAGAAAUUCAGGGAGCUUCAGGAGCAACUGAUCUCCAUUAAGAAGCUGCUAAAAGCAUGCAGACUAUCUAAAGGGGUCCUUGAUGAGUUCCAGCAACUUCCAUCCCACCUAAGUGACGAGCUACACCUUUUUGCCAUGGAUGACCUAAUCAAGAUCAAAAGGUGUCAGCUUCUUGCCAAAGCGAAGGCAAUAAUGAAAUCUGCAGUAGACCAUGUGGAAGCUUGUCAGCUGUGCCUGGCCAACGGCUUUAUCUGUGAGUUCUGCCAUGGGAAGGAUGUGCUCUUCCCCUUCCAAAGAGAUAUCUGCACACGCUGCCAAGAGUGUAGAGCUUGUUUCCACACUUCAUGUUUCCGAAAUGAUGCAUGUCCUAAAUGCAUCCGGCUCCAAAACAGAAAAGCUGCCAGGAGAUGAAAUUAAGUGUAAUGUGCAUAAAUACAGUACAG
This is a messenger RNA of Silurus meridionalis, 1986 nucleotides long. RefSeq names its product rubicon like autophagy enhancer (gene rubcnl). The transcript has 13 exons. The record is from RefSeq and is a predicted model, not a curated record. Gene Ontology annotation, cellular component: autophagosome membrane; intracellular membrane-bounded organelle. Gene Ontology annotation, biological process: autophagosome maturation; autophagosome-lysosome fusion; autophagosome-endosome fusion. NCBI's taxonomy places the organism in Eukaryota, Metazoa, Chordata, Actinopteri, Siluriformes, Siluridae. Gene Ontology annotation, molecular function: phosphatidylinositol phosphate binding. The coding region runs from base 317 to 1954 and encodes 545 amino acids.